AUGGGGAAAGGAAACAGUAAGCUGGCGCCAGAGGUUCUGGAUGACCUCACCAAGAGUACUGAGUUCAACGAGGCUGAGCUCAAGCAGUGGUACAAAGGCUUCCUCAAAGACUGUCCCUCUGGUAUACUGAAUCUAGAGGAGUUCCAACAACUAUAUGUCAAGUUCUUUCCGUACGGCGACGCGUCUAAGUUCGCCCAGCACGCCUUCCGGACCUUCGAUAAGAACGGUGACGGGACCAUCGACUUCCGGGAGUUUAUCUGUGCUCUGUCAAUCACCUCGAGGGGGAGCUUUGAGCAGAAACUCAACUGGGCCUUUAACAUGUAUGACUUAGACGGAGACGGCAAGAUCACACGCAUGGAGAUGCUAGAGAUUAUAGAGGCGAUCUACAAGAUGGUUGGCACUGUGAUAAUGAUGCGUAUGAACGAGGACGGGCUGACUCCCCAGCAGCGUGUGGAUAAGAUCUUCUCCAAGAUGGAUAAAGAUCACAACGAUGAGAUCACACUGGAGGAGUUCAAAGAGGCAGCCAAGAGCGAUCCCUCCAUCGUCCUACUGCUGCAGUGUGACAUGCAGAAAUAG
This is a messenger RNA of Salvelinus namaycush (lake trout), 576 nucleotides long. It is a transcript of the gene hpcal4, whose product is annotated as hippocalcin like 4. The record is from RefSeq and is a predicted model, not a curated record. The transcript is spliced from 4 exons. Gene Ontology annotation, molecular function: calcium ion binding. The coding region runs from base 1 to 576 and encodes 191 amino acids. Lineage: Eukaryota; Metazoa; Chordata; Actinopteri; Salmoniformes; Salmonidae.